This is a messenger RNA of Cheilinus undulatus (humphead wrasse), 2765 nucleotides long. It is a transcript of the gene six4a, whose product is annotated as SIX homeobox 4a. Gene Ontology annotation, cellular component: transcription regulator complex; nucleus. Gene Ontology annotation, molecular function: RNA polymerase II cis-regulatory region sequence-specific DNA binding; DNA-binding transcription factor activity, RNA polymerase II-specific. The transcript is spliced from 3 exons. NCBI's taxonomy places the organism in Eukaryota, Metazoa, Chordata, Actinopteri, Labriformes, Labridae. The record is from RefSeq and is a predicted model, not a curated record. Bases 278 to 2284 code for a protein of 668 amino acids. Gene Ontology annotation, biological process: regulation of transcription by RNA polymerase II.
UGACUGACAGCUGGAAACUAAACAUUCGUGUCUGAAUCCCGCUCGCUCCUCCCCAAAGGGGCCUCGGCGACCAAUAGCGUGGCUCUCCUGCAGAUAGACCCCAGCGUGUCUCCGUCCAGCUCCAGUCCCCGCAGAGUAAAAGUCACGUUGGAAGGAAAAGGGGAGAGAGAUAUCUACUUACAGCUGCUGUCAGAUAUCCGAUCGCACUCGCAUGGCGAGGAGGUAACCUGAUCGAGCUGGGAGGAGUGACUUUACCAGGGAAGGCUUGAACAAAAAAAUGUCUUCUUCUUCUGCCGGAGAAGUCACAACAGCAAAUGACAUCAAGAGGGAAAAUGUGAAGGAGGUGGAUACGCGGGAGUGCAUCAAGCUUGUGGCGCUGGACGCGGCGGAGUUGUCCAUGGAGCGCACGACUCCCAACACGGACGCGGUGCGCACGGAGCUGCUGGUGAACGCUGCGUCCUCCCUGGCUUUCUCCCCGGAGCAAGUGGCGUGCGUCUGCGAGGCGCUGCAGCAGGGAGGCAAUGUGGACCGGUUGGCCAGGUUCCUGUGGUCCCUGCCACAGAGUGACCUGCUCCGCGGCAACGAAAGCAUCCUGAAAGCCCAAGCCCUCGUCGCUUUCCAUCAGGCUCGGUAUCAGGAGCUGUACAGUAUUUUGGAGAACCACAGCUUCAGUCCGUCCAACCACACCUUUCUUCAGGAUCUGUGGUAUAAGGCCCGGUACACCGAGGCGGAGAAGGCGCGGGGGAGACCCCUGGGCGCCGUGGACAAGUACCGGAUUCGGAGAAAGUACCCUCUCCCAAGGACUAUCUGGGACGGCGAGGAGACUGUGUACUGUUUCAAGGAGAGGUCCCGGAACGCGCUGAAGGAUCUGUAUAAUCAGAAUCGGUACCCCUCUCCUGCCGAGAAAAGGAAUCUCGCCAAGAUUACAGGACUCUCCUUGACCCAGGUCAGCAACUGGUUCAAAAACAGGAGACAGAGAGACAGAAACCCGUCUGAGGCACAAUCAAAAAGUGAAUCUGAUGGCAACCACAGCACAGAGGAUGAGUCCAGUAAAGGCCAGGAGGAGUUGUCACCCCGGCCCCUCUCUAACUCCUCAGAUGGAGUCAUCACCCAUGGGACCCUUCCCAUUCAAACAGGGCCUCUGGACAGUGGGGUGGUCAUCCAGCAGAUAGGGGACAUAAAGCUGCCUCCUGGCUCCAGCAGCAGCGGCCUCUACAAUGGAAGUCUGGUGACAAGCAACACCCCCUCCACUGUGUUUCACAAUGGAGGCUCGUCUUACCUGCACACACCUGGAAACAUCCUCUUCAACGGUCUCAAUUUGGGCAUCCAACCCUUAGCCUUCAACUCCCUGAGGUCUUCCGGAGGAGGAGUGCUGCUGGGGGGCUCUGGGGUGGACAUGCAGAUGCAGACAGGGCAGGAGAAAGGACUGGGUGGUUCUGCGGAGGACUCGGCCCUGCAGUACGCCUCUUACCAGGGCUGUGUGAAUGGUGCGGAGGUGAAGCUGGAGGGCGUUCAUACCAUGGCUGCGCAGAAUGGAGGCUCCUCGGUGCUCACGUUCAGCUCCUCAUCGGGGGCGCUGCAGCUGGGGGGAUACAGUCUGGUCCAGGUACCCAGUGGGGGAGGAGACAGUGAUGGCAGUUCUCUACUCAACAGUGAUGUGGGUCUUCCUCCUCUGCAGCUCUCCUCUGCAUCAUCUGCAUCAACAAUCGCACAGCAAGGUUCUUUGCCUCUAAACAAUGUAGCAGUGACGUCCUCCAGCAACGACUCGUUCCAGCAGCAGGACAAGCUAACCAUGUCAUCGCUCCACCACAGCACCGUCCUCUACAACAUGAGCAACGACAACCAGCCCUCCAUCAAGAAGGAGCCUCUGGAGGGGGUCGUCUACUCCACAUACCACCACCAUGGCCUCCACCUGGACCCUGGACUCAACUACACCACCCCCAACUCAGAAGAUGCUCCCUCAAGUCAAGGUCCUGCCUCCACCACCGAGGUUUCUGCCAUCAGCUCAUCCAGCCCUGAACCUGAGGUCUACACCACCCUAACGGUCAGCACGCCUCUCAUGGCUCACACAGACCCCAGUGGGCACCACCUCCAGCCAGCAGCGUAUCUCCAGGGUCCUCCGUCCUCGCACCUGAUGAACAGCGACUUCAUGAAUAAGGUGGAGGUUUCAGGAGGUGUAAACGAGAUGGUGCGAGCGAUGUGUGGGGAGAUGGAGGCGGUGGAGGGGAAGGAUCUCGCCAAACUACAGACAGUGCAGAUGGAUGAGGACAUGGCUGAUCUUUAGAAGCAGAUAUGGUGAAUCUAUUUUGGUGUGUCAGAGUGUGUGUGUGUUUUUUUUUUACCAUUUACUUCCUUUAAAUGUUAAAUUAAAUUAUUUUUGUUCAUUUGACUUUUACAAUGCACUCUAGUUGGAGAGGAGCCCCAUGGGUGGGCUUUAUCAGCUUAUCGUAAAACAAAAAAAAUGUGACAUGAUUUUGUUGUCGCCUUGAAGAAGAUUACGACUCGCAGAAGAAGAAGAAGUCACCGUAGGAGUUGGAGCCGUGUUUAAAUGUGCAUUUUUAUAGACAACACCUGCUACUUCCCGUUGAGUGGAUUUGAUCCGCAGAAGCAGGUGCUGGAAUGCCUCGAGUCAUGUGCCGGGAUGUUCCUCCAAAACUAAAUGCGUCAUCUGGGUCAAACCAAAAAGGUCAUUCAGUAGGGGGGGAAGAGGGAGAGAGAGAGGCUGUGUGAAAAUGGGCGAGGGCUUUACUCAAGGACUGCACAAA